UGUGCGUGGAGAGUAAUGAGCGUUGUCGGCUUCGUUACGAAUAGUUGUUAAAUCACUUUCGUCGAUGGCUGUUGCAGAUAAAGCUUGACAGUAAUGUCCCAGGUAGCCAGUGCACUGGCUGUCUGGGAUAAUACGCUAUAUUUAUUGCAGCGUCGCUUUCGUCCGACGAUUCGAUUUCGGUUGCGACCGGCGCCGCGAAAUGCCACGAGGGGGAUAUGUCAGCCGAGGAAGCCGCCUUGCUGCGACUCUUGCAGACGGCCAUCUCGGAGACGACGGAGGAGAGCGUCGUGUGUACGAAGGAGAUAGCGACUUUACUGGCCAAAUUGAAUCUCGACGCCAAGGCGUUACCCAGCGACAUAAGGGAGGGUUUAGAGAAGGUGGCGUCGAUCCUGAAAGCCGAGAAACUGUUCGAAUUCGACGAGACAGCGCUGCGAGUCGUCAGAGAGCGGAAGAACAUAGAGGAGAAAAGGCGGCAGCGAGAGGAGACGCGGAUGUCCGUGAUGUACGAUAAAUUGUUUGGUAUUUCCACGAGAUUGCAGACGAAGCUGGAUCAUCUUCAACAUGCGGUGGACUCCCUUGAGAGCGACGUUGACGGCACGGAGGAAGACAAGAAUAGCGUCUAUUGCAACAAGGUUUUUCUGUCCAAGAAACUGGAGGAGUACCAGCAGGCCGUGGAGAAAUUGGAGGCGGAUUUGAGCGACAUGCACGUCGACGAACGCUACUCGGAGAAAAUAUUGGACAAGUACAGACUGUAUCUGGAGAGGACGAGCUACUUGGCGGAUCUCAACCAGUCGCUCGUUCAGUACGGCGACUUACCGCCGAGCUUGCUGCAGGCUAAAUUACUGAUAGAAAGCAAGAGAAAGGAGUACGAGGACUUGGAGCGGAUACUCUUGGAAAAGACUCAAUAAGCUCGAGCUUCAACGACGCUUAAGCUCCCCGCAAUCUCGAUAUAUUUUCAGUAUUUGCAAUACUCAUCGUACAGAUGCCUCUAAUUUAAGAAUAAAAGACUGUGUUAAUUAAAAGAAAAAA
Messenger RNA from Vollenhovia emeryi, 1029 nucleotides. RefSeq lists its product as uncharacterized. The transcript is spliced from 2 exons. NCBI's taxonomy places the organism in Eukaryota, Metazoa, Arthropoda, Insecta, Hymenoptera, Formicidae. The record is from RefSeq and is a predicted model, not a curated record. Bases 216 to 908 code for a protein of 230 amino acids.